AUGUAUUGCUUAAAAUUACUGCUUUAUGUUAUGCAGGGUAAUUCUACAGGUUCAGAUGAUCUUAUUGACCCUGGUGCUGGAAGAAUAAAAGAAGAAACUAAAUCUCUGGAUGUGGAGUCCUCUGUUGCUGGAGAUGAGUAUAAUGAACUAUCUUCAAAAAAUGCUUCUUGUCCUGGCACAAGUUCAGUAAGUGCUUCAUCAGAACUAAAUAUUGCAGGAUCAUCCAUUACAACUAUACCUGGCUGCAGCCUUGUGACUGAAGAAACUAAAUCAAGGUAUAAUAUGGACGAAUCUGAGUCUGAUUUCGGUUCAUGUGGUGGACAGCAUGAUGUGGCAGGAUCUGGUAGUGUGCAUGUUCCAACUCAGCACAACUCUGUCAAAGUCAAGGUUGAAUUAUUAGAAAAUAUUGACUUGCCCCACCCAGAAAGGAAUGUGUUAAAUGAAUAUUCUUUUAAUGCAAAACCAGUGAAGAGUGAAAUGGGAAACAUUGAACUUAAUGGUGAUGGGGUAGAUCAUAUGCGAUUCCAAGAUCGAUUGAAGCUGAGGACAUCAGGAGAGAAUUCUGGUUUUAAUUCUUUCAGUAUUCCAGCCCUUCAGAAAAACCUUGUACUCUCAGAAUCUGCUGAACCUAUAAGGGUGAACCGUCCACGGAAAAGAAAGAAGACUGCCACGGAUUCAGUUGAAACAGCAAUGGAGGAAGAUGCUCCCGGACUUCUGCAGGUAUUAUUUGAAAAAGGAGUAUCUAUUGAUGAGAUCAAGCUUUAUGGGGAGGUGGAGGAUGAUGAUGUACUAGAUGAAAGUGAAGAAAGCUUUUCCAAGCUUGAGGCUGUGAUGGCAAAGCUUUUCUUUCAGCGGAACUCUAUGUUGAAGUUUGCUCCUAUUCGAUGUGCAAAGGGUUCAAAACCUAGUUAUUGCUUGGCUUGUCUAUUCUCACUUGUGGAGCAGACACGGUAUCUGCAGUUUCGUAAAUGGCCUGUUGAAUGGGGUUGGUGCCGGGAUCUUCAGUCAUUUAUAUUUGUGUUUAAAAGACACAAUAGACUAGUGCUGGAACGUCCUGAGUAUGGCUAUGCAACAUACUUCUUUGAGCUGGUUGAUUCAUUACCUAUUGAUUGGCAGAUCAAGCGUUUGGUAACUGCCAUGAAGCUGACUAGCUGUGGCAGAGUCAACCUAAUCGAGAACAAAACAUUAUCGGUUGGAGAGGACUUGACCGAAGGUGAGGCGAAGGUGCUAAUGGGAUUUGGUUGGAUACAGAAUACUGGGUUGGGAACAAUGCUGAACUACCGUGACAGAGUUUUCCAUGAUAGGAAGAAUGAGAAGGAAUCCUCUGAGUGGAGAUCAAAAAUAGGAAAGUUGUUGAUUGAUGGUUAUAAUGGUGGUAGUAUUGUUUCGACAAAUAUUCCAGGCAACAUUGUCAAAAAUACUACGAGUCUGGAUCGUGACAGCCCUAAAGUUAAACUGGAGCUUUCAUGAGAGAGUUCAGUUCAAUUUUGCCUCUGAAAUUUGUAAAUAUCUACAAUAUGGUAGAUUUGCCAUUCCAUUUCUCAGAUUGCUCUGAAUGUAGUGUUCCAGUGUAAUGUCAAGCUGCUUUGAGAGUGUUUUCGGCUGAUUGUAAUUUGUAAAGGAUGGUUCUUCAAAAUCUAAAUCUAAUUGGAU
Molecule: messenger RNA, 1653 nt
Organism: Pistacia vera
Lineage: Eukaryota; Viridiplantae; Streptophyta; Magnoliopsida; Sapindales; Anacardiaceae
Exons: 7
Coding region: 1-1470 (489 amino acids)
Source: RefSeq, a predicted model, not a curated record